Molecule: messenger RNA, 1542 nt
Organism: Miscanthus lutarioriparius
Lineage: Eukaryota; Viridiplantae; Streptophyta; Magnoliopsida; Poales; Poaceae
Source: the annotation of a GenBank genome assembly
AUGAGGCCGCCGCCGGAGACAAAUACGCGGCCGCAGCUACGUCGUCCUCGUCCAGUGCCAUUGGUGACGGUGGCCGUGUCCGUGGCGCUCGUCUCGCUACUGUGCCUUCCUGUCGCCGCGGACGCAAGCAGAGCGCUGCACUACAGCCGGGACGAGCACCGGAGGCACCAGCACCACCGUGCGAGGGAGAGCAAGAAGAACAACCACGUCUCGCUUCCUCCCGACGCCGACGGCGGCGAUUCUCCGCCCGAGCCUCCGGAAGCUGGCGGCGCCGGCGCGCCGCCGCCGCCGCUCCCACCGCCUGCCGAGGACGACGACUGCGGCGACGUGUUCGACGUGAGGGCGUUCGGCGCGUCGGGCGGCGACGACGGCUCGUGCAGCGACGACACGCUCGCGUUCCGCGCGGCGUGGAAGGCGGCGUGCUCCUCCGACUCCGCCACGGCCACGCUGCUGGUGCCGUCCGACGGCGUGUUCACCAUCAGCUCCACCAUCUUCUCCGGGCCGUGCAAGCCCGAGCUCACCUUCCAAAUCGACGGCGUCCUGAUGCCGCCGGACGGGCCGGCGAGCUGGCCGGCGACCGACAGCCGGAAACAGUGGAUCGUCUUCUACAAGGCCGACCGCUUGACGCUGGCGGGGGAAGGCACCAUCGAAGGCAACGGUGAGGAGUGGUGGGAUCUCCCGUGCAAACCUCACAGGGGUCCAAACGGAUCGACGCUGCCCGGACCAUGUGACAGCCCUGCGCUCAUACGAUUCUUCUUGAGCAACGACGUGACGGUGUGCGGCCUGCGGAUCGAGAACAGCCCGCAGUUCCACCUCAGGUUCGACGACUGCGAGCGCGUGCGCGUCGACGGCCUCUUCGUCAGCUCGCCGGCGUCCAGCCCCAACACGGACGGCGUCCACGUCGAGAACACCACGUCCGUCCAGAUCCUCAACUCUAGGAUCUACAACGGCGACGACUGUGUCUCCAUCGGCGCCGGAUGCUCCGAUGUCCACAUCGAGAACAUAACAUGCGGCCACGGCCAUGGCAUCAGCAUCGGCAGCCUGGGUGUCCACAACACGCACGCCUGCGUGUCCAACAUCACGGUCCGGAACGCUCGGAUCCUCGACUCCGACAACGGCCUCCGGAUCAAGACGUGGCAGGGCGGCACCGGCGCCGUGUCGGCGGUCGAGUUCGCCGGCGUGCAGAUGCAGAACGUGAAGAGCUGCAUCGUCAUCGACCAGUACUACUGCCAAGGCCACGGGUGCGCCAACCAGACCUCCGCGGUGCGCGUGGCCAGUGUCACGUACCGGGACAUCCACGGCACGUACAACCCGCAGGCCGGCGCGCCCAUCCGCCUCGCGUGCAGCGACGCCGUCGCCUGCACGGACAUCACCAUGUCCGGCGUCGAGCUGCUGCCGGCCGGCGGAGACGACGGAGCGCUGCUCGCGGACCCCUACUGCUGGAACGCGUACGGAGUCAUGGAGACGCUCACGCUGCCACCAGUGUACUGCUUGCUAGAAGGCAGCCCGGAGUCUCUCCAGGAUCCGCUCACGAGUUGCUGA